AUGGAAACCUACGCAAUAUUUUCGUUCAUUGUAUUUUGUAAGCUAACUGGAAAAACAGACUCCUUCAAAUUUUUAGCUUUUAAAAGGCCUGUGACUGUAAGUUCUAGAUACAACAGUGAGCACUUUUCUCCAAGUAAUGCAGUAGACGGGGAUCGCAGUACAGACCUGCUGAAAUGUACACUGACGGGCUUUGACCAGAAAGAGGCGUGGUUAAGGGUUGACCUCGGCUCAAAGAAAAAUAUCGAAUCGAUAUCAAUUCUGCAUGGAGGUUUGGGCGAUGAUGCUUCUCCAAUAGAAUCAACUAUACUGGGUGUACGUCCAGACUCUGACGGUACUGGGACUGUAUAUCUCAGGGGCAAUGGGAAUGUAUAUCUCAGGGGCAAUGGAACAAUAUGUGGGGAUAACUUUAAUACGGGAGACGCAAUGGUGAUAUGUCUAAUAUGGGGAUUUAUUCCGGACUAUCCAUCAUACAAAAAAGUAAAUACGUCCUCCAACAUUGUACUGAAUGACCCCAACUGUAGUGGGAACGAAGUUAGGUUAAACGAAUGUCCAAUGGGUGAAAAUAACUGUACUUCCGGUCAAUCAGUGUCGGUGAAAUGUAGAGAAGGGAGUACCCUUGCGGGUUUCUCUGUAUAUAUAUCUGACACAGAAGACUGGAAAUCGGGACAUGUUUGUCAUCAUCAUGAAAUAGAAGAAAUACCAAGAAAUACAAUUUCUUUCCCCUGCGUCUUUUCCGGUCGCUAUGUUACUGUCUACAAUUCAAGGAAUGCGACUCAAUUCCCUUCUGUGUCCGACUGGGCAUAUAUCAAUAUUUGCGAAUUAAAUGUUGCAGGUUGUGAUUUUGGUUCUUAUGGAGGAGAAUGUUCCAGGUGUCCCGAAAAAUGCCUAAACAAUAAUUGUCAUAUUCAGACAGGCGCCUGCUCUGCCUGCAAAGAGGGAUACACAGGACACACGUGCACAGAAUGUGAGUACGGAUACUUUGGUCUUGGUUGUAAUAAUUCAUGUAGCAUUGCAAACUGUAAAAACAGUUCCUCUUGUGAUGCCAUUAAUGGAGCAUGCCUGGUUGGCUGUGUAGAUGGUUGGACAGGAAGUACCUGCAAUGUUGGUCUAGGUGCAUCAUCACUAAGAACAUCUGACUCUGGUCUCUUUCCUUAUUCCAAUGGAGACGGAACUGUGUUUGCUAGUCCAUUAAGUAGGAUUUGUAACGAUAGCUUUGAUGAAAAGGAUGCCAAGGUUGUUUGCUUGGCUUGGGAAUUUCUAACAGAUUAUCCAUUAUAUAACACAGCUGUAGAUUCCUCUUCGACCUACUUUUAUGAAAAUGUCUUGAACUAUGCAGGCAAUGAAGUUAACAUAAAUAAAUGUUCAAAAGGAUCCUCCGGCUGUCCAUCAAGAUCAGCUGUAGCUGUUACAUGUAAAAGUAAGGCUCGUGCAAUGGAGUAG
This is a messenger RNA of Saccostrea cuccullata (small rock oyster), 1440 nucleotides long. Its product is annotated as scavenger receptor cysteine-rich domain superfamily protein-like. Bases 1 to 1440 code for a protein of 479 amino acids. NCBI's taxonomy places the organism in Eukaryota, Metazoa, Mollusca, Bivalvia, Ostreida, Ostreidae. The transcript has 9 exons. Gene Ontology annotation, cellular component: membrane. The record is from RefSeq and is a predicted model, not a curated record.